ACAAAACCCCGGGGAUGCUCUAAUCCGACCGGAAUCCGACAUACAACGGCCGCAAAUAAAAUCUAUCUGCUCGUAAAAUUAAUAUAGAGCAGCAACAAUCGCCCACCACCAUGAUCGAGCACAAGGAGGAGGAUUGGUGUCUCCGGCGAGGGCAGUACCUCGGAGAAAUCUCUGCACUGUGUUUUCUUCAUCUUCCUCCUCACCUCUCUUCUCUUCCGUAUCUUCUAGCCGGAACUGGAUCGCAAAUUCUUGUCUACGAUUUAGCCAGCGGGCUCAUUAUACGAUCCUUUGAAGUUUUCGAUGGAGUUCGAGUUCAUGGAAUUUCUUUGGGGCCUUUCAGUGAUCACUCCUCUGAUUCCACUACUGUCACCUUCAAGAUUGCUGUUUUCGGCGAGAGAAGAGUUAAAUUAUUCAGCUUGCUAAUAAAUUCACUUGCUCACCCACGGGAAUCUCUUCAUUUGUCAUUAACUCUAAUGCAGUCGCUGCCAAGACUUGGCCACUGGGUCUUGGACGUUGCCUUCUUCCAUGGGAACCAGUGGCUUGCAAUUGGAUGCAGUGACAAUUCUGUUUAUUUCUGGGACAUGUUGAGAUGUAAGGUGCUUUCUCAAGUAAGCUGUUCAGAGAGGUGCCUGUUAUACUCUAUGCGUAUCUGGGGAAAUGAAGUUGAUUCUCUCCGUGUUGCCUCGGGUACAAUUUUUAAUGAGGUUAUUGUCUGGAAAUUGGAUAGCACAAAUGAUGUUCCUGCGUUUGGAAGUCCUGCUGUGGAUAAUGUAAACCUGACGAAUGAAAAGGGCAAUCAUCUUCCUAUUCAGCCAUAUACAGCUAUUAAUUUAUUCCGGCUGAUUGGACAUGAAGGUUCAAUUUUUCGCCUUGCUUGGUCACCUGAUGGGUCAAAAAUAGUAUCUGUUUCUGAUGAUCGGAGUGCUCGUGUUUGGAUACUUGAUGAGAGCAAAUGCCUUCAGUUCUCUGUGGAGGGUCCUAAUCAAUCUGUCAGCUCUGUUCUAUUUGGUCACACUGCCAGGGUUUGGGAUUGCUGUAUAUUUGACCAUUUGAUUGUUACUGCUGGCGAGGACUGCACAUGUCGAAUAUGGGGACUGGAUGGUGCACAACUUAAUUUGAUCAAAGAGCACAUUGGGAGAGGGGUAUGGCGGUGUGCCUAUCAUCCUGAUUUUUCACUGCUUGUUACUGCGGGGUUUGAUUCUGCCAUAAAGGUUCACCAGCUGCAGACUUCUCCUGAAUUUUUGGGCAAAAUUUUUGGGGCACAAGAGUUGUCAACUUAUGAAAAGGAGGCCUUUAAACUUUCUAUUCCAAAUUCCACAGAGCAUGUUGGCCACAUGGAUAGCAAGAGUGAAUAUGUUCGGUGUUUGCAUUUCUCAUGUGAAGAUUCUCUUUAUAUUGCCACAAACAAUGGCUAUGUAUACCAUGCUAAAUUAUGUCAUACAGGAAAUGCUAGUUGGACUAAACUUCUACACAUUGGGGAGGAUGCACCAAUCGUUUGUAUGGACAUGUUAUCAAACCGGUCUGAUCCCUCUUGUGGAAUUGACGAUUGGGUUGCAGUUGGAGAUGGUAAAGGUAGAAUGAUGAUUGCCCACCUUGCUGGUGAUGUUUGUAGUCCUAAAGUUGAGUGCUCGUUCACUUGGUCUGCUGAAAUUGAGCGGCAGCUUUUAGGAACUUAUUGGUCCAACUCACUGGGGUAUAGGUUCAUCUUCACUGUGGAUCCUAGAGGGAGGUUGAAGCUCUGGAGGCUAUGGAACCCUCAGUCAUCUGUUUCUCAUGUAGAGGCUGAUUAUCGUCCAGAAUUGGUAUCUGAAUUUGUCUCUUGUGUCGGGAUGCGGAUAAUUUGCUUGGAUGCAUCACUUGAGGAUGAGGUGCUAGUGUGUGGGGACAUCCGUGGAAAUGUUUUGCUGUUUCCUUUGAAAAAGAAUCUACUAUAUAACUCACCUAUAACUUUAGAAGAGGAUGUAUCUCCACUGGCUUUUUUCAAAGGAGCUCAUGGAAUAUCAACAGUUUGUAGUGUUUCAAUUGUUGGCUCUAGUCCAAGUCAACUUGAUAUACAUUCUACUGGAGGAGAUGGAUGCAUAUGCUACUUUGAAUAUGAUAGAAAUCAAAAGAAUUUAGAAUUCACAGGAAUCAAGCAAGUGAAAGAACUAAGCACUGUACAAUCAGUCUACUCCAAUGCUGACUACAAUAACAAAUUGCCAAGUGGUAGCUAUGCUAUAGGUUUUGCAUCGUCAGAGUUUAUAAUAUGGAAUUUAAGUUCUGAAAGAAAGGUUGUACAAAUAUUAUGUGGUGGAUGGCGGCGUCCUCAUUCAUAUUAUCUUGGUCAUUCUCCUGAGAUGAAGAAUUGCUUUGCAUUUGUGAAGGAUGGAAUCAUUUAUAUUCAUAGGUACUGGGUGGAAGAGAAUGACAGGGAGAUGUACCCAAAAAAUUUGCAUUUGCAGUUCCAUGGGAGGGAGAUACAUUCCUUAAGUUUCAUUCAUCCGGAUCCAUCAUACAGUCCAAAUGGGAAACAGAGUUACAUUUCUGAAUCUAGCUGGAUUGCAACAGGUUGUGAAGAUGGAACUGUGCGACUGACAAGGUAUGAAGCAGAAACUGAGAGUUGGUUAACUUCCAUGCUACUUGGAGAACAUGUUGGUGGAUCGGCUGUGAGAUCAAUAUGCUCUCUUUCGAAGAUUCAUAGAAUAAUGCUGAAGGCAACUGAUAAGUCGGAAAGGGUGCAACAACAAAUGGGAAACUUGGAAGACCAAGAAAAUCUUUUAUUACUGAUAUCAGUAGGUGCAAAAAGGGUAAUUACCGCAUGGAAACAAAAAAUUAGGUCAAUAGACCAAAGGAUAGAAUCCCAGUACUGCAAACAUGAUAACAGAGAUGGAAGUACAUCUCAUGGUUCAUCAUCCAAAAAAUUCUCACCUCCGUUAUUCCAGUGGCUUUCUAGUGAUAUGCCUACUAGAAAUAACAAUGGCAUACGUGAAAACAUUCCGAAGAUAAUUGGAGCAGUAAAAAAUGACCAACCAUUUCCAUCAAAAGACAGUCAGAUAGAAUCAAAAUCUUACCUUCUAGAUAGAUCUGAAAAUGAUUGGAGAUAUCUGGCAGUUACUGCAUUCCUUGCUAAAGGAUCAGACUCAAGGACCACGGUUUGCUUCAUAGUUGUUGCCUCUUCAGAUGCUACACUUUCAUUACGGGCUCUGAUAUUACCGCAUCGACUCUGGUUUGAUGUUGCUCUGCUGACUCCCUUAUCAUCUCCAGUUCUAGCUUUGCAGCACAUCAUUGUUCCCAGGCAUUUGCUAUCUGAAGAGAACAUUCAGAUUGGAGAUCUUUAUAUGGUAAUUAGUGGAUCAACAGAUGGAAGUAUUGCACUUUGGGAUCUCACUGAUCAUGUUGAAAACUUUAUGCAACUAUUAUCAACCCUUGAAAUGGAAAAGGGUAUAGAUAACCAGAAAAGACCGCGCACAGGUAGAGGAAGUCAAGGUGGACGAUGGUGGAGAUCUCUUGGUAGUCAUGCCUCCAAGAAAAGACCAGGUGGUGAGCAGUUGAGUGAUCCUUCUUUGAGAGAAAAAGGGGAAAACAGUUCAUCUUUAACAACAAAAAAGGCAAACGACGCAUCUUUACAAAAUUAUGAUGCAGAUUGUCUAGCUGGAUGUUUCCAUACUAAGCAAAGUAGGCAUGUUUCUUCUGAAGGUAAUCAUAACGCAUCACUCCAUAGAAAAGAGAAAACAGAUGUCUCAUCCCUGGAUAUAUGUGAAAUAGGCCCCUUGCAUGUCUUUAACGAUAUGCACCAGUCAGGUGUAAACUGUCUUCAUGUUUCACAUGUCAACAAGCCAACAGCUUCAGAUUCAACGUUUAAGUUUUGUGUUUUAAGUGGAGGUGAUGAUCAGUCACUUAACUGUCUUACAUUUGUUUUCACUACCACCCAAAAUUUGGAACUUCUUAAUUUGGAGGCAGAUAUCUCCCCAUCAAGAAAUAUGGAAAAUAGCAUUUAUUAUUGUCAAAUCCAUAACCAUCAGAUGAGGCUUUUAUCUGUUGAUAAGAUCAGCUCAGCUCACUCGUCUGCUGUCAAAGGUGUUUGGACAGAUGGUAGAUGGGUAUUCUCCACUGGCCUUGAUCAGCGUGUCAGAUGUUGGAAUAUUGAACAAGGGAAACUUAUUGAGCGUGCUCAUCUAGUCAUCAGUGUGCCAGAGCCUGAGGCGUUGGAUGCUAGACCUUGUGACAGGGACCGCUAUCAGAUUGCAGUUGCUGGCAGAGGCAUGCAAAUGGUCGAGUUCUAUGCACCUGGCAAAAUGAAUUGCGGAAAGUAAUGCAUUUUCCCCAACCCUCCCAUGCACCAUGUGAAGUUAUGGCGCCAUAUUUUGAACAUCAAAGGUAAGUUGCUGCACAUACAAGCUUAAGAGGAGCCAUUACCAAACCCCACCCCACAAUGUUUUAUACGGAUCGAGUACAUGUUUACAUGAGAAAUGUUAAGAAUAACAAUUUCGAAAGAAGUUCAUACUACUGAGAGGUACAAUUCAACUGGUCGAUCAAGUGGACAGGGAUUCAUUAGUGUGUAUUAAGAUGGUGAUUAACUUCACACUAGCAAAGCUAAUGUGAUUAUGAUGAUGAGGAGGAGGCGGCUUAUUGAGUGGGCAGGUGGAACUGGAAUUAAUCACUGGCGGGUAGCUAAAAUGUUUACUUGCAGGACAGGAUGAACAAGUAGAUGAGUGAUUUUCCCUGUUACAUUCACUAUUGUUAGCAUCUACUACUUCCAAAGUUUUGUAAUUUUUCACCUAUUUCUCUUACAUCUCAAAAACAGAAUACCAAUUUUAACAAUAAACUUUUCUAUCA
Messenger RNA from Ipomoea triloba (trilobed morning glory), 4815 nucleotides. RefSeq lists its product as uncharacterized. The record is from RefSeq and is a predicted model, not a curated record. Bases 111 to 4292 code for a protein of 1393 amino acids. Gene Ontology annotation, molecular function: protein binding. Gene Ontology annotation, biological process: tRNA methylation. Gene Ontology annotation, cellular component: cytoplasm. NCBI's taxonomy places the organism in Eukaryota, Viridiplantae, Streptophyta, Magnoliopsida, Solanales, Convolvulaceae. The transcript is spliced from 20 exons.